AAUAGAUGGUAAAAUGUUAGACGAUAAUCCGGCAGUGACAGGCACAGAAGAUGAAGUGGCCUACAGUAAGUAGUCCCUCCUCCUCCGCAUCCUCCUCCUCCUCCCUUUCUCUUUCUCAUCCUCCCCCUCCACACGGAUCACGGAUGUACCUUUCUCAUGCAACCAACCCAACAAUUAACCUGAAUAUUUUGAAUUUACAAGAGACCUCCCUUCAGACGUCUCCAAUUUCCCUCUCGGUUUCCCUGGAAACGACUCGGGCUCAUAAAUGAAGCUUUCGUUCACCCGACCUGUGCAUUACAAAGCUAUGAGCCUGUGUGUGCUCUUUGUCGUGCUGGGAGUCUGUGCUGCACAUCAACCUGGGAAACAAGGGGAGGAGGAUUACGAAGAUGUUCCCAUCAAUAAGACCUGGGUCUUAUCUCCAAAGGUCUACGAAAGCGAUGUCACAAUGAUACUUAAUAAACUUCUGCAAGGCUAUGACAACAAACUACGGCCUGACAUUGGGGUGAGGCCGACUGUGAUUGAAACAGCGGUGUAUGUCAACAGCAUUGGACCAGUCGACCCCAUCAACAUGGAAUACACAAUCGACAUCUUCUUUGCCCAGACAUGGUAUGAUGGCAGACUGAAGUUCAACAGCUCAAUGAAGCUGCUUAUGCUCAACAGUAACAUGGUAGGCAAAAUAUGGAUUCCUGACACAUUCUUCAGAAAUUCCAGGAAAUCAGACGCCCACUGGAUUACCACUCCAAACCGCCUACUGAGACUGUGGAGCAAUGGUAGAGUGAUGUACACACUGAGGUUGACUAUUAAUGCGGAGUGUUACCUUAAGCUGCAUAACUUUCCAAUGGACGAGCACUCCUGUCCGCUGGAGUUUUCAAGCUAUGGUUACCCGAGGAACGAGAUAUCCUACCGUUGGCAGAGACGAGCAGUAGAGGUGGCUGACCAGCGUUAUUGGAGACUCUACCAGUUUGCAUUUGUAGGAAUGAGAAAUACCUCAGAUGUGGCCCACACCCAGUCAGGGGAAUACGUCAUCAUGACCAUCUUUUUCGACCUGAGUCGGAGAAUGGGUUAUUUCACCAUUCAGACCUACAUUCCAUGCAGUAUGAUUGUGGUCCUGUCCUGGGUCUCUUUUUGGAUUAACAAGGAUGCUGUGCCGGCUCGCACAUCUUUAGGUAUCACCACAGUGCUUACGAUGACAACUCUUAGCACCAUCUCCAGAAAGUCCUUGCCCAAGGUCUCAUAUGUUACAGCUAUGGACUUGUUUGUCUCUGUCUGCUUCAUCUUCACCUUUGCUGCUCUCAUGGAGUACGGAACACUGCAUUACUUCACAAGCAACAGACAGACCAAAAAGUCCAAAGCCAAGAAUAACACACAACAGAAGCCAUCGAGUAUGGUCAAUCUCCAUUCUGGACCAUCCCUGCUGCAAAUGAACAACAUUAUGCACUAUCACGACGACGACGACUAUGCCUACGAUUGUUUGGACGGAAAAGACUGCAUGAGUUUCUUUUGCUGCUUCGAUGACUGCCGCUCAGGUGCCUGGCGAGAAAACAGGAUGCAUGUGCGAGUGAGCAAGAUCGAUUCUUAUUCGAGAAUAUUCUUCCCUACUGCUUUUGGCCUUUUUAAUUUGGUUUAUUGGAUAGGUUAUCUUUAUCUCUAAAAUCUGUACCUCAAGGAACGGCGCUUGGAGUUUUGUUUAGCCAAGCAUUUUCAAGGGAAAGAACUAUUCUUAUUAGUGUUGCACCGCUCUGUGUGAUAUCGGCCUAUACUGUACCGAUACCACGUUUUUUUUUUUUUUUUUUUUUAAAGUAUACCAUUUACUUUGAAAUACUAAAUUUCUGCAUUCACACUUGAAUGUAAACUAAUUCUAUCAUGGCUUACUCUGUUGGCUCCCAUUGAUGGCGCUAGAUGUCCAAUCUAUAUGAAGUGGGAGGGGUGGCAGAGAAUUAACAAAUGUUGAUCAAAUAAAAUAAUCUUUUAAAAAUUGGUUGUGAAAUAAGACAGGAUUUAAUUUGAAUGUCAAUAUUUUAUGCUUAUGCUGUCAAUUGAAAUGAGUUAUUAAAUACUAGACGUCCAAUUCAUUUGAAGUGGAAGGCCUGGCAGCAACGAACAGUAACGAAAGUACCGUUUUGGCCCGAAUAUCAGACGGCCCUGAUUAAAAGACGACCCCCUCUU
Molecule: messenger RNA, 2166 nt
Organism: Corythoichthys intestinalis (scribbled pipefish)
Lineage: Eukaryota; Metazoa; Chordata; Actinopteri; Syngnathiformes; Syngnathidae
Gene: gabrg1
Product: gamma-aminobutyric acid type A receptor subunit gamma1
Exons: 9
Coding region: 266-1651 (461 amino acids)
Biological process (GO): synaptic transmission, GABAergic; gamma-aminobutyric acid signaling pathway; nervous system process
Cellular component (GO): GABA-A receptor complex; neuron projection; dendrite membrane
Molecular function (GO): GABA-gated chloride ion channel activity; inhibitory extracellular ligand-gated monoatomic ion channel activity; benzodiazepine receptor activity
Source: RefSeq, a predicted model, not a curated record